This is a messenger RNA of Clonostachys solani, 3144 nucleotides long. The record is from the annotation of a GenBank genome assembly. Lineage: Eukaryota; Fungi; Ascomycota; Sordariomycetes; Hypocreales; Bionectriaceae.
AUGCGAAUUAUCAAGCCGUCAUGGCUGAGCCAUAGCGGAGAGCAGAAGGACUUCGAGGUUUACAGUUGUCAUGUGUCCCCUGACGGAAAGCGCCUGGCCACGGCAGGCGGCGAUGGCCAUGUGCGAAUCUGGGCCACCGAGGCCAUCUACAACGCAGAAGAUCCCGACUACAACAAGCCCCGGCAGCUUGCCCACAUGAGCCACCACCUGGGCACCAUCCACUCGGUGCGAUGGUCUCCCAACGGCCGCUAUCUCGCCAGUGGCGCCGACGACAAAAUGAUUUGCAUCUACCAUCUCGACAAGAACCCUCCCCCCACCAUAUUCGGGACCAACGAGCCCCCGCCCGUUGAGAAUUGGAAGACGUAUAAGCGAUUGAUUGGACACGACAACGAUGUUCAGGAUCUCGCCUGGUCCCACGACUCCUCCCUGCUCGUCUCGGUCGGUCUCGACUCCAAGAUUGUCGUGUGGUCAGGCUACAACUUCGAAAAGCUGCGGGUCAUCUCCGCCCACGGCAGCCACGUCAAGGGCAUCACCUUCGACCCGGCCAACAAAUUCUUCGCCACUGCCAGCGAUGACCGCACCAUCAAGAUCUUCCGAUUCACGUCUCCGGGCCCCAAUGCCACAGCGACCGACAUGGUCGACAACUUUGUCCACGAACACACCAUCCAGACUCCCUUCAAGAGCUCCCCUCUCACGACCUAUUUCAGGCGCUGCUCCUGGUCUCCCGACGGCAACCACAUCGCAGCAUCCAACGCUGUGAAUGGCCCGGUUAGCUCCGUCGCCAUCAUUGAGCGCACGCGCUGGGACAGCGAGAUCAACCUAAUCGGCCACGAGGGCCCCACCGAGGUCUGCAUGUUCUCGCCGCGACUCUUUCACACUGUGAACCCAAGCGACCCCGACGCAGAAGAGAAUGGCCAGCUUGUGACGGUGAUAGCAUCUGCCGGACAGGACAAAACGCUCUGCAUCUGGAAUACUAAUACUUCUAGGCCCGUCGUUAUCCUGCAGGAUCUGGCUGGCAAGGCGAUUGCCGAUCUUUCUUGGACUCCUGAUGGCCAGACCAUCUUUGCCGCGACGCUGGAUGGCAGUAUCAUCGUUGUCAAGUUUGAGAAUGCGGAGCUGGGCUGGGUGGCACAACCAGAGGAGAACGACAGAGCACUGCAGAAGUAUGGCGUGUCAAGGAAGGGCAUGGGAAUCGCUGAGGACGUUCAGGGUCUGGCUCUGGAGAACCGAAGCAAAGAAGGCGAGUCCAAGGCUGUGGAGUCGCGAAUGGGAGCGCUCAUGGGUGACUUUCAGCCUGAUUCAGGUAAAGACGCGACCCCCACCACCAAUGGCUCCAAGGCCGGGUCCAAUAAAGCUGCUACAAACGGUGAUACGGAUUCAGAAAAGCCUGGCGAUAAGCCUGCUGACAAGGCCGCCGAGGAAAACAAGGAGAGCACCGAUAAGACGGAGGAGCGGGUAAAGGAGAUGAAAGCACGGGUUACAAUCGGCAAAGAUGGCAAGAAGCGAGUAGCACCCAUGCUCGUCUCAUCGUCAGGGACAGGGCAAUCCUCACUGCCACAGACCCAGCUUGUUGGUUCAACGGCAUCCAAGUCCACUCAAAACGAUGCUCCCCUAACUAUGCUUGACCUUUCCAAGCCGUUCGAUGGACUACCCAAGGGUGGCAUCGCGGCCAUGCUUUUAGGGAACAAGCGCAAGUUUGGGGCAGACGAUGAUGAGGAUGAGGAUGAGCCAGUCGCGAAACGAACGACGACCGGACUGAUGCCCAUUGUCAAGAGUGGUGCCAAUGGCAGCGUCGAGUCUGCUGCGUUGACGCCCACCCAAAACGGAGUUGUCCCGACACCUGAAUUCCUUCGGCCAGCUGUUCUGAGCCCCUCCAUCGCUUUCGCGCAGGUGCGCCUGGCAGUCCCCAAGAUCAGAUCACACAUCCUAAGGCCGCUUGAGCGAGGCAUCCUCCGCGGUGAAGCUACAUUGGAUGACGCAUCUAAGACGGCUGAGCACAUCAUCCUAGAGGCCAAGAAUGACCCAAACCCGAGAGACCCGUCUCACGUGCUUGUCACCAAGCGAGGAGCUCUGGUCUGGCAAGAGUUUUUGCCCAGGGCUGUCAUCUUGGUAACCGCCAACAAGAAUUUCUGGGCAGUCGCGUGUGAGGAUGGAUCAAUCCACGUUUGGACACCCGCAGGUCGGCGCCUGCUGAACCCGAUGGUGCUCGAUGCCCAACCCGUCAUCCUCGAGAGCCGAGACCACUGGCUCCUGUGUAUCACAGCCGUCGGGCUCGUCCACGUGUGGGAUCUCCGUCAACAAUCCUCGCCUUGCCCCCCAUUCUCUCUCGCUCCGAUCCUGGACAUCGCAACGUCGUCGCUCAACCAGCACACAGCGACACCGGCCCCAGGCGUCACCUCGGCGCACCUGAACUCGACCGGUCACGUCAUCGUCACAUUAACAAACGGCGACGGCUACUACUACUCGCGCGAGAUGUACACGUGGCAGAGGUUGAGCGAGGCAUGGUGGGCGGUCGGUUCACAGUACUGGAACUCCAACGAUUCAUCCAUCUCUGCACUGCAGUCUACCGCCGUCGGUCCGGUCUCCAAGGACAGCGCAACCGCCAAAGACAAGGAGACCUCAACACCUUCGGUGUCAUCCGGCAUCAUUCCCUUCCUCGAGCGUCACACCACCAACGAAUUCCUGCUCAAGGGUCGGGCGUACGCCCUCCAGCGCAUCAUCAAGACUGUGAUCCAACGGCGGGAAGGAGAUGGGUUCGAGAGCAGCGUCAGCAUUGCCCAUUUAGAAAACAGGAUUGCGGGAGCACUGCAGCUUGGCUCACACGAUGAGUUCAGGCUGUACCUGUUCAUGUACGCCAAGCGCCUAGGCGCCGAAGGGGCGCAAACCAAGGUAGAGGAGCUGCUUAGUUCGCUCAUGGGUGGCAUCUUACAGGAGGAAAAAGGAAAGCGUGACGCCGAUGAGGGUCGCGGGUGGUACAGCAAGGAAGACGCCAUCUGUGGAUGGGAUCGCAAGGAGCUGUUGAAGGGAGUGAUCAUGAUUCUUGGCAAAUAUAGGGAAUUACAACGAUUGACGCUGCAGUACGCCCGCGUACUAGACCUCAACCUUGAUGAGCAGCUUGAAGUCGAAGCCAUGGAUGAGAGUUGA